Molecule: messenger RNA, 309 nt
Organism: Penicillium psychrosexuale
Lineage: Eukaryota; Fungi; Ascomycota; Eurotiomycetes; Eurotiales; Aspergillaceae
Exons: 1
Coding region: 1-309 (102 amino acids)
Source: RefSeq, a predicted model, not a curated record
AUGGCAGAUCAAAUUGAAAAUCUCGAGGAUAGAACCUUAGAGGCUGUUCAUGCUUACCAUAAAGCCGAAAAACCUAAUAUCGCUCAAUUGGCGCGGGAAUUCGAGGUUCCAUACCAACGGCUUCGCGCCCACAUUCACGGGCGCGGGACUAAAACCACUGCUGCUAGUCUAAAAAAGACCCUGAGCCCAAUUCAGGAGAAAGUAUUGAGAACAUGGAUUGAUACUCUCUAUAUUAGUAAUAUGGCAAUUCCCAAUUCAAUUCUUGAAGAGGCUGUAAAUUCAAUUCUACGCCGCACUGGAAGCGAUUAG